Chaetomium fimeti is the source of this 2018-nucleotide messenger RNA. RefSeq names its product P-loop containing nucleoside triphosphate hydrolase protein. Lineage: Eukaryota; Fungi; Ascomycota; Sordariomycetes; Sordariales; Chaetomiaceae. The coding region runs from base 95 to 1786 and encodes 563 amino acids. The record is from RefSeq and is a predicted model, not a curated record. The transcript has 2 exons. Gene Ontology annotation, molecular function: translation elongation factor activity; GTP binding; GTPase activity. Gene Ontology annotation, biological process: translational elongation; translation.
GACGCACAGCACAAUAUCUUCAACACCGAACCCCUAACCUACUCCACGUAUUCGCUCACCGCAACAUUUUCAUCCGUCCUCAUCAAUCGCCAACAUGUCUCGCCAUCAGUACAUUCGCAACUUGGAUUAUGGGGAUGCCGUGGACGAGUACGAGGGUUAUUCGGAAGAGGAGGACGAGCUCAGUCCGGAGGACCGGGCGUUGAUGAACCAAGGCACCGCCGAUGUCCAGGCGGCCCUCGGUGUUGAGGUUUCCAAGGUCACCGUCGCCCAGAUCGAGGAGGCCUUGUGGCAUUAUUAUUACGAUGUCGACAAGUCGGUCGCCUAUCUCAUUUCCAAAUUUGUCAACCCGCGCCCCAAAGCAACAAAAUCGGCAGUACAACCACCCAAUGCCGAUACAGCUGGACCCAAGACAGCUGCAGCCCAGCCUAAGAAGAAGGGCACGGCAUCCACAGACGCCGCCACAACGGGGAUGGAAGGACUAAAGAUUAACGAUGCGCCACUUCCCAAGAGCCGAAAUCUCGAUGUCCUCUCCGAGUUGGAAAAGAGCAAGCCCAAGAAAAGUGCCAGCUUCGUGGUGGUCGGGCACGUAGAUGCCGGGAAGAGCACCAUGAUGGGCCGGUUGCUCUUCGAUCUCAAGGUGGUCGACCAGCGCACAGUCGAAAAGCUCCAGAGAGAGGCGAGAACCGAAGGCAAAGGUUCUUUUGGCCUCGCCUGGGUUCUGGAUCAACGUCCAGAAGAACGGAGCAGGGGGAUAACCAUGGACAUCGCCACCCGACGUUUUGAGACAGAACACACAGCUUUUACCAUUCUCGACGCGCCAGGCCACGCGGAAUACAUCUAUAACAUGAUCGCCGGCGCUAGCCAGGCGGACUUUGCCAUUCUAGUCAUCGACGCCAGCGUUGAUGCCUUCGAAUCCGGGCUAAAGGGGCAAACUAAGGAACAUUCUCUGCUAAUUCGCAGCAUGGGAGUAUCGCGCAUCAUUGUGGCCAUCAACAAGUUGGACACAGUUGCCUGGUCUCAGGAGAGGUUCAGCGAGAUCAAGGACCAAAUGGCUGGUUUCCUGUCCACGGCAAACUUUCAGCACAAGAACAUGGCCUUCGUCCCCGUUUCUGGCCUGAACGGUGACAACCUGGUUCAAAGGUCCUCCGAUCUGGCAGCAUCAUGGUACACCGGCCCGACGCUAGUGGAAGAGUUGGAGAACUCAGAGCCAAGCGCGCGGGCGCUGGCGAAACCUUUGCGGAUGACUGUUUUUGAGGUGUACCGCACCAUGCAGAGUCCUGUAACAGUUUCGGGACGCAUCGAGGCGGGAUCUGUGCAGAUGGGCGAUGCACUCCUCGUUCAACCGAGCGGACAAAAGGCAUAUGUCAAGUCGAUCCUUGCCAACGAGGCUGCAGUUGACUGGGCAGUCGCUGGUCAAAAUGUCGUGCUCCACCUCAGCCAUAUCGAUCCCAUCCACGUCCGGGACGGAGACAUCAUCUGCGAUCCGGCGAAACCAGUUCCCAAGGCCGACACGUUCAAACUAAAGGCGCUAGCCUUUGACAUUCUAAUGCCCAUGCCGGUGGAAGUUCACAGGGGCCGGCUGAACCAAGCCGGGAAGAUCGAGGCCAUCCCGGCCCUCUUGGAUAAGGCGACAGGGGCGGUGGUCAAGAAAAACCCCAAGAUCAUCAAACCUGGCAUGGUGGCGAGGAUUGUGGUCAAGCUGGAGUCGCAGGUGCCGCUAGAGGCGGGACAGAGAGUGGUUUUGAGGAGCGGCGGACAGACGGUGGCUGCCGGGUUGUUGGAAUAGAGGUGGUCACGAGAAUUGAGGCUCUUCGGCAAUAUGUGUCUGUACUUAAAAGGGAGCGUGGGGUAAGGGUGCAACAUGCAUCAUGGAACUUAGCACUGUUUUCGCUUCAACUGGUCCCGCUUCUACCCGAUGUUCGUUUGCACGCAGGACUUCGUAAAUGUGGUGGCAGCAUAGGUUUCUUGCUUCGGAUACCCGCAUCGGUCAUGAAAUUGAGAUCUGUCCUUUUCUCAUG